Molecule: messenger RNA, 322 nt
Organism: Staurois parvus
Lineage: Eukaryota; Metazoa; Chordata; Amphibia; Anura; Ranidae
Source: the annotation of a GenBank genome assembly
AUCCAGAAGCAGGGGCUGACUGACAACUCAUGGGGCCCCCGGGCAAUAGGGGAUCAUGGGGCCCCUGUGUCCUUGCCCAAACUCCACAAGCCUAUGAAAAAGGUACCAAGGGCAUCUCAUGGGGCCCCCUACUGACUCCGGGCCCUCAGGCAGUGCCAGAGUUUCCAAAUGGUCAGUCUGCCCCUGCCCAAAAGUGUUCAACGCUGAGCUGUUAGACUUCUGGUUCAGAGCUGUUAGACUCCUGGCUCAGCAGCUGCUGGCAUCAUGUCUGCACAUAUAGGAAUACUAGGAAAGCAAUGUUAUGUGAAUUUAUUUUAUUUUU